Messenger RNA from Suillus bovinus, 1983 nucleotides. RefSeq lists its product as uncharacterized. Lineage: Eukaryota; Fungi; Basidiomycota; Agaricomycetes; Boletales; Suillaceae. Gene Ontology annotation, biological process: secondary metabolite biosynthetic process. The coding region runs from base 221 to 1705 and encodes 494 amino acids. Gene Ontology annotation, molecular function: FAD binding. The transcript has 9 exons. The record is from RefSeq and is a predicted model, not a curated record.
GUGGCCGGGUACCUCUUGACUAAUCGACAAGGUAUUAAAUCCUGCAGUGAUACAUUCUACAAUUCUGUUCGGGUUUGUAACCCAUACAAGGCAACAACAACUGGCCUUACAUGCCAGUGACAGUCAAGGCCCUGCAACCAACCCUCAGGCUAAAGGAAUCAAACACUCAUGGGUUCUCUGACGCGGUUGCUGCCUAUGACUUACAGUAUAGAAGCUCGAUAUGACUCCUCAGUGGUGCGAUCAACGGCAAUCACAGGAAUGGUCACUGCUUCUCCGGUGUCGAAGUAUUAAUGGAGCUACUUACGUGACGCAGCCGCAUUGUGCUACUCAGAUUCAACUGUCAGAGGUAUCUUCAAUGUCGCUCUCAUCCGACCCUCCCAAGUUUCGAGUAGCAAUCUGUGGUGCAGGCAUAGGAGGGCUAGUUCUCGCUAUCACGAUAGGGAAGUUUGCAGGGCGCGAUAUCCACAUAGACUUAUAUGAAGUCCGUGAUGCUAUUACAACUGCUGGGGCUGGGAUCAUAGUCUCGCAGCGCACAACAGAGGUUUUAGCGGAACUCAGCUUGUGUGAAAAAAUCUCUCGUGUUUCGGCAAUGCCCCCUUCCUCCAAUCAUGGUCAUGGUCGGAGAUUGAGGAAAUCCAACGUCCCAAAUGGUGGUUUUGAGUGGUUUCAAUAUAUCUCCAAAACUGUUAAACCAGGGUUCGUUAUGCAUCGGCAGGAGCUCGUCGACAUUCUUAAGCAAAGCAUCCCGUCGUCAUGCACUAUCCAUUUUAAUAAAAAACUCACCAAAUAUGAAAAGCAGUCAUCAGGAUCACUCGCCCUCUACUUUGCUGAUGAUAGUACAUCGACCACCGACGUGUUAGUAGGGGCAGACGGCAUCCAUUCCGCAGUGCGGAAGACACUUUUCGAAACGAUAGGCCCAGACGUCAUAGACCCAAGCAAGAUAAGACACUACAGCGAUCCAUCUUGGACCGGAACGCUUGUCUAUCGCGGCACCUUUCCAGCGGAGAAGCUUUCGAAAUUGGAUCCACAUAACGUAGCUUUGAAGGGUUUCAUGACAUUUUGUGGGAAGGGAAAGCAUGUCGUAUCAUAUCCUAUUUCGCAAGGAACGCGGAUCAAUGUCGUGGCAUAUGUCUCUGAUGAACAGAAAAUUGGCAUGCCUUUUGAGGGCGAUUGGGUUUCAGCUGUGUCUCUAGAAGAAGUUUUGGAAGCAUAUCAGGACUUCGAACCCGAUGUUAAGCACCUUCUGAAUUGUUUGGAAAAUCCCUCGAGAUGGGCGCUUCAUGUGGUAAAUAAAUUGCCGCUAUUCACUUCCGACAGAGUUGCGCUGAUGGGCGAUGCAGCCCAUGCGAUGACGCCCCACCUUGCCGCUGGAGCUGGUCAAGCAAUUGAGGACGCGUUUGUGCUUGGACGCCUUCUUGCCCACCCAAUCACAACAUUGGAUAACGUGCCUGCCGCGCUGAAAGCAUAUCAGGGCGUCCGCCUCCCGUUCACUCAAUUCGUAGCACGUCAAGCGGAACGUACCACAAGCACGAUAUACGAUUUUUGCGCCCUUGGGACAGAUCAAGGCAAUGAACAAGAGAAGAUGGAGAUUCUGAAAGAGAAGAUCGUAGACCUGUGGGACAGUUGGGUAACUGAAGGUGAAGGCGGUGCUGUUGCUGAGUGGGUAAAGGCAGAAAGGCAACUGCAGGAGGGUUCGUCCAAAUAGAUGGUGUGACAACAGUGCAUUGCGUUCACUAGCUCUACAUUGUAGCGGUGCUGGGAAACGCCAGUCCCCGACUCCAAGAAAUGAUGAUGCAUUAGCAGAAAACAGCGUACCUAUAUAUGUCAAAACCAUUCACCUCUGCCGGCGCAUUGUGUUUUUAUUUUAGACGGGCUGACUUUAUAAUCUUGACGGGGUGCGAGACAAUUUCCUGUGAUCGGCAACAAGCACACCAAGAAUCUGACAGAUAAACAACACCUGAACUAUGCUGCAGCAUGAAAUAG